Messenger RNA from Aspergillus glaucus CBS 516.65, 1905 nucleotides. RefSeq lists its product as uncharacterized. The transcript has 3 exons. The coding region runs from base 67 to 1650 and encodes 527 amino acids. The record is from RefSeq and is a predicted model, not a curated record. Lineage: Eukaryota; Fungi; Ascomycota; Eurotiomycetes; Eurotiales; Aspergillaceae.
GAGACUGCGUCUCGUGCCUUCUCUUCUUCUACUUGUCCGGUACAAGCAAUUCAAUUAACUUGCAACAUGCUGGGAAACCCACACCACCACCACGCACCAGACGUCUCCAGCCCUGUCCUCCACUAUACAAAUGCAGUGCAACGGAAUGACCUCCAGACUCUCGCCGCAACUACCAUGAGCGAUCAGCACGCUUCGGACCCCCGAACUAUAUCACUCCUGGGCCUCCAGCGUCCCAGAACCUCAGAGGGUCGUGACAGACGUCCGAAUCUGCGGAUAGCCAUACCCCCGAUGGACGACCUGCCACUGCCCCCCGUGAUUCACGACGGCGGUUAUGAAUCCGACGGAAGUAACCUAAUCGGCAUCGCACUGGGAAGCCCCCGCCUCGUCCAUCGAAGAAACGGCGCCCAGGCAGAACAACCACACCACAAAAACGAAAAGCGUCGCUACCACCCCGCCCUCGAAAAACCCAAACGCCCCCUACAGCGCAAACCCAGCAAAUGGCGCAAAAUCGGCGGCCUAUUCAAGCACAAGAACGCCGCCCCAAACCAGGUUCGCAACCACAAGCACAAGCCCCCGGGAUGCGGAGGCGAGCCCGACUCAGGCGUCGAGGACAAGGAGAACGCAAAUGCAAGCACGAGCGCGAACGCAAAGUCGGCAGCCAGGAAUGCUGAUGCGUCUAAGGGAGACGAUUCGGCGCCUAUGCUAGAAGUUGACAUUCCGGAUGCGCAGAUGGAGAGGUAUAGUGUUAUGUUUGGGGGGUUGUUUGGGCAGGGGAAGCCGGGGCUUUUGUCGAGGAGGAGUAAGACUAUGGAUGAGGUUAUUGCGUCGUCUAGGAUAAAUGGAUCUCCAGAACCCCAACGACCUAGACGAGCUACCUCCCCAACACGAUCCAGAACACCAAGUUUCUCCCUCUUCCCGACAACGCAAGUUAACAAAGCAUCCAAGGUCCUGGGCACAUCCAACAUUCCCCGCGGGCCAAGUCCACUAGCCAGGAGCCAGACCCUACCAACAGGCCAAGAGCAAGAAUCCCUCUUAAACGCUUACAGCCCCUUACCAUCUCCAAUGUCAUUCAAAUCACGAACCUCCGAAGUCUCAUCCAACAUCGCAUCCAACGGCCCAGAAAAGAGAGUCGAUAUUAACAUCGGCAAAGACACUAUCUUCAAAGACACCAACCCCUUCUCAAACAACGACAACAAUCAAAAACCGCCAAAAGCCCUUUCAAUCAACACAGACCUGGAACCCCAAUCCCCCAACACCCACAACGCCUCCACAGCAUCAUCCCCCGUCCUCUCCCCGCUCGACGCAACCCGCGACAAAAUUAACAGCAUUCUCUCCCCAGCAACAACACCAAACGAAACCGAAAACGAAAACAAAAACGACACCAAAGCCGAAACUCAAGACCCCGAGCCCGAAAACGACACCGAAAACCUCCCCAAAAUCGAAAUCUCAGUCGCGCGAUCCGUCUCCGUCUCCAAGAGCAAAAAGAAACAAGUCCUCGUUCCCAUUAGGCCCAGAAAUGACCAUUUGACGCCUAAUAGUCUUGGGACUGGGGAGAGGAGGGGGAAGACGCCGCAGGUUAUGGAUGGUUAUUUUGGGCAUCGGCCGGGGACGUCGCAGGAUGUGAGGAUUGAGAGUGUUUUGAGUGCUUGAGUUGAAUUAUUGCUUGCGUGUGUAGGACUGGGCUAGCUUAUUUUUGUUUUAUAUCAUACCCUGUUGUGUUGUUUAUUUUUUGCUCUUUUUUUCAGUUUGGAUAUUCUCUUUUGACUUUUGAUGGUAGAGCCAUCAUUUUCUGUCUUUCAAUUUUUCAUUUGUCUUUUCUUUCUUCCUCCAAGUCUAGAUAUAUAUUUUGAGCUUCGUCGGAAUUCAAUAUAUAUUUAUCGAGCCGACACUACCAUUAGAACUUAA